Molecule: messenger RNA, 486 nt
Organism: Pseudozyma flocculosa PF-1
Lineage: Eukaryota; Fungi; Basidiomycota; Ustilaginomycetes; Ustilaginales; Ustilaginaceae
Exons: 3
Coding region: 1-486 (161 amino acids)
Biological process (GO): response to oxidative stress
Molecular function (GO): glutathione peroxidase activity
Source: RefSeq, a predicted model, not a curated record
AUGGUGCAGUUCUACGACCUCAAGGCGCUCAAGCCCAACGAAGAGACCUACACCUUUGACCAGCUCAAGGGCAAGGUUGUCCUGAUUGUCAACACGGCGUCAAAGUGCGGAUACACGCCCCAGUUUGCUGAGCUCGAGGAGCUCAACAAAAAGUACGCCGACCAGGGCCUCGUGGUGCUCGGAUUCCCGUCCAACCAGUUUGCAUCCCAAGAUCCGGGAAACAAUGACGAGAUUGUCACCUUCUGCCAGAGGAACUACGGCGUCUCGUUCCCAAUGAUGGCCAAGUCGGACGUCAACGGGAGCAACACCAACGAGGUGUUUAGCUUCCUCAAGUCGGCCAAGAAGGGCAUCCUGGGCACCGAGAUGAUCAAGUGGAACUUUACCAAGUUCCUCGUCGACAAGCAGGGCAACGUCGUCGAGCGCUACGGCUCCAACACCAAGCCCAGCGCCAUUGCCGAGACCAUCGAGAAGCUCCUCAAGCAGUGA